Molecule: messenger RNA, 2521 nt
Organism: Eucalyptus grandis
Lineage: Eukaryota; Viridiplantae; Streptophyta; Magnoliopsida; Myrtales; Myrtaceae
Product: cysteine-rich receptor-like protein kinase 10
Exons: 8
Coding region: 1-2397 (798 amino acids)
Biological process (GO): protein phosphorylation
Molecular function (GO): ATP binding; protein kinase activity
Source: RefSeq, a predicted model, not a curated record
AUGAAGUCUUGCUUCACCGUCUCCAACUCUCUUUUCUUCUUCCUCAAUUUUCUCAGUGUUUAUACUUCUGAGUCGGCACCUACAUUUCUAUGGCAGUACUGCAACUCCACCCUCUUCACUCCCAAUUGCACCUACCGAUCCAACCUCGACACUCUCCUCUCUUUCCUCUCCUCUGCCACCACCAACAGCACCAAUGGGUUCGCCAAUGCCACCGCUGGCCAAAACCCUCCAGACCGGGCCUACGGACUCUUCCUCUGCGGUGGUGACCUUGACACCGCCGCGUCCAAAAACCGUACCCUUCUUCUUCCUGUAAUUGCGUGCUCCUACCGCAGGCCCAAGCUAUCCAUCAUGAAUUCUUGCUUCACCGUCUCCAUCUCUCUCUUCUUCUUCUUCUUCUUCUACUUCAUCCAGAUUUUCAGUACUGAGGCUGCACCGCAAUAUCUGGAUCAUAAUUGCCCAAACGCCACCCUCUUCACUUCCAACUCCGCCUACAAAUCCAACCUCAAUAUCCUCCUCUCUUUCCUCUCCUCCGCCGCCACUAACAGCACCAAUGGGUUCGGCAAUGCCACCGCUGGCCAAAACCCUCCAGACCGGGCCUACGGGCUCUUUCUCUGCCGUGGUGACCUUGACACCGCCGCGUGCAGCGAGUGCGUGGAUGCCGGAAAACAGAAUAUCCUCCAAAAAUGCCCCAACCAGCGAGUCUCGGUAAUCUGGUACACUCAGUGCACGUUGCGGUACUCAAACCAGUCCAUCUUCUCUGUCAUGGAAGAGAUGCCUGCUCUUACGUGGUACCACCCCGGGAACAUCAGUAACCCGGCCGAGUUCGUGAAAGUGCUCAAUAAAACCAUCAGAGACGCUGCCUGGAGCGCUUCGGUCGGCGACUCUCGGAAGAAAGUCGCAGUCGCUACGGCCAAUUUCACGAGCCUGCAGACGCUGAGCCUGCAGACGCUGUACACGUUUGCGCAGUGCACGCCGGACUUGUCGCAGUGGGACUGUAACACGUGUCUCCGGUUGGUGAUUCCGGGUCUUCCCGAGGGGAAGCAAGGAGGGAGGAUGAAUACUCCUAGCUGCAACGUGAGGUUCGAGGUGUACCUCUUCUAUAAUGCCUCCGCCCUGCUGGCCCCACCUCCUCCUCCGGUAACAACACCCGAAGGCCCUCUUCCUCCGGUUACAACACCUGAAGGCAAAAGCGACAAAGUAGGAAAAAGCAACAAAUCGGCCGUGAUAGCUGUGGCCAUUACUGUUCCUGUUGGAGGUGCUUUGGUACUUCUUUUUCUCACUUCUUGUUUCCUUCGAAGAAAGAAGACGAAUGCGAAUGAAGCCGUCGAAGGAAUAAGCGGUGCAAGCGAACUUACCACUGUGGAGUCUUUGCAAUUUGACUUCACUACAAUACAAGCCGCGACAAAUGAUUUCUCUCCUGAAAACAAGUUGGGUGAAGGUGGAUUUGGUGAAGUUUUCCAGGGUAGACUUCCUAAUGGACAACAAACCGCGGUAAAGAGGCUAUCUCAAAGCUCAAGACAGGGUGAUGAGGAAUUCAAGAAUGAAGUUCUAUUAGUUGCAAAGCUUCAACAUAGAAAUCUUGUACGACUGCUUGGAUUUUGCUUGGAGGGAAGCGAAAAGCUACUAGCAUACGAGUUUGUGCCAAAUAAAAGCCUUGAUUUCUUCUUAUUUGAUCCCCAAAAAAAGGGUCAAUUGAAUUGGCCAUUACGAUAUAAAAUAAUAUCUGGGAUUGCUCGAGGAUUGCUCUACCUACAUGAAGAUUCUCGUCUCCGAAUCAUCCAUCGUGACUUAAAAUGUAGCAAUAUCUUGUUAGACAGUGAAAUGAACCCAAAGAUUUCGGAUUUUGGCAUGGCAAGGAUUUUUGGAGGUGAUCAAACUCAAGCUAGCACAAAUAAAAUCGUGGGGACUUAUGGUUACAUGUCUCCAGAGUAUGCAAUGCAUGGAGAGUUCUCAGUUAAAUCUGAUGUUUAUAGUUUCGGCAUACUACUUUUGGAGAUCAUUUGCGCCAAGAAAAAUAACUUCUACCACCAAUUGGAUGGGGGUGAAUACCUUGCUAGUUAUGCAUGGAAUCAAUGGAGAGACGGCACACCCUUGAAAGUGUUGGACAUGGCUAUCAUGGAUUCAAAUUCAAAAGAUGAAGUACUUCGAUGCCUACACAUUUGCUUACUAUGCAUCCAGGAAGAUCCGGCUAUUAGACCCACCAUGGCAACUGUAGUUCUCAUGCUUAGCAGCAAUUACUUUAACCCGCCAUCACCUCGACAUCCAGCCUUCUUUGUCCGAAGUCGAUCUCGAGGGCUAAGCAUCCCAAUGAAAGAGCUUCAGUCAAACCAAUCCACUAGUAGUACUAUGCCUCUGUCAACCAAUGGUAUGUCAGUUACCGAAUUCUACCCCCGAUGAAUGGUGGUGUGAGUGAAAUCUUUCUUCAUGGAUGGUCUUCCAGUGAGAUUGCUUGGCUUUCCACCAAGAUUAUUUAUUAACAAUAAGCAAAAAUCUAUGUAAUUACAUAAUAAGAUUUUAAUUG